This is a messenger RNA of Lycium barbarum (goji berry), 1686 nucleotides long. RefSeq lists its product as uncharacterized. Lineage: Eukaryota; Viridiplantae; Streptophyta; Magnoliopsida; Solanales; Solanaceae. The transcript has 2 exons. Bases 139 to 1410 code for a protein of 423 amino acids. The record is from RefSeq and is a predicted model, not a curated record.
AAAUACAAAACGCUGAAAGUGAAACAAAUUUCUCUAAUUCGCAAACCAACUUUUCUCAUCUCCAUCUAAAGAAAAAUCUUCAAGAUUCAUACUUUUUCAACUUCUUUUGUGAAAUUGUUUGAUACCCAAUUGAGAAAAAUGAGUGUUUUACAAUACCCUGAAGGGAUUAAUCCAAAAGAUGUUCAGAUAUGGAACAAUGCUGCUUUUGAUAAUGGUGAUUCUGAAGAUUUUUCUUCAUUGAAACGUUCUUUUGAAUCUGAUAAAUCAAGUAAGGAGAAUCAAACUCCUAAUUCAUCUGUUAAUUUGUCAUCAAAUGGGGUUUUGGUGAAUUCAAGAAUCAAGUCAAAUAAGCCUAUGAAAACUAGAAAGAGUGGAAAGGAUAAUGAUUUGCGCGAUGAAAAAAAGAUUGAUGAGGAAAUUGAAGAGAUAGAAAUGGAGAUUAGUAGAUUGAAUACAAAAUUACAGGCGUUGAGAAUUGAAAAGACUGAAAGAAGUGUUGUCAAGAAUGUUGAAAAAAGAGGAAGAGUUGUUGCAGCAAAGUUUAUGGAACCAAAAAUGAGUGCUAAAUCAAAUGUGCAAAGAAGGGGUCUAAGUUUAGGUCCAUCUGAGAUUUUUGGUGCAACGCGUCGAGGUUUAAGUAUGGGGCCAUCAGAGAUUCUUGCAGCAACAAAGGCAAAACAUUUUGGCAAACAAGAAAUGAAUAUUACACCUGUUCAGCCAAUACAAAACAGGCGAAAAUCUUGUUUUUGGAAGCUUCAAGAGAUUGAAGAAGAGAGUAAAGAAAGGGGAAAAAGUUCAGUUGUAGCAAGAACUAUGGUGCCUCCAAGACAGGCAGUUACUACAAUUGCAUCAAAGAAGAAUGUGAAAAAGGAUGAUGGUUUUUUAAGUUCAGUUCAGCCAAAGAAGUUAUUCAAAGAUGGCGAAAAGUCUAACAAGAAGCCUCAGAGGCCGGGUAGGGUUGUGGCUAGUCGAUACAAUCAGGGAACAAAUCAGUCAUCAGUAGCGAGAAAGAGGUCUUUGCCUGAGAAUGAUAAGGAUAUUGAGAUUAAGAGAAAUGAAAAGAAAAGAUCUUUGUCUGUAGGGAAAACGCGUGUAUCGGAUAGCAAAAAUUUGGGUAUUGAAAGUAGUAGUAGUAGGGUGAAAAAGAGAUGGGAAAUUCCUAAUGAGAUUGUAGUUCAUGCUAGCACAGAGAGCGAGAAGUCUCCAUUGAGUAUUACUGUGAAGCCUGAUUUGCUACCGCCAAUUAGGAUCGCUCGGAGCAACGUUAAUGAGACCCCGAGGGAUUCUGGACCUGCUAAAAGAGUGGUAGAGUUGGUAGGGAAGAAGUCUUUUUUCAGCAAUGAUGAAGAUAAGGAGCAGUCAGUUUGUCAAGUUCUCAGUUUUGCAGAGGAAGACGCUGAAGAGGAAUAAAAAUAAUGUGAAAUAAGGGGAGCUAACCCUUUUCGUGAUAUUUCAAUUUUUAGUCCUGUCUUUUAAUUUUUUGUUCAUUCUUAUCUGAGGCAUUGAAUUGAGGAAGCAUUCUUUGGCUUCCUCAGAUUAGUAUUCUAGAUUCUGAAUUACAUGUUUGGUACUAUAUGAAUAAGGGUACUAUUGCUUCUUGUUAUAUACUAGGUUGUGUCAGAAGCAUUGCAUUACUGAGAAUUUAUACUGGAAGAAGCUUUCUUCUUUGCUUCACAAUUUUCUUUU